UGUUAUGCUUAAGAUAUUAAUCAAUUCAUUUAGAGAUUAUUAGUAAGAGAUAUAACACAAAUACAACAUAGUUUGUGCUUUGAGGCUGUUCUUAGUUUUGGAAACCAUUCAAAAAUGAUUCCGGCAGCCUGAGAUUGACUCAAACAACAGAAAACAAUUACACUAUUGGUUUGAACUUCCCCAUAUGCCACAAGCUGCCUCUCCUGGAUCAAUAGCCACCAGCAAUCACCCCUACCCACUCCACUUCUUAUGUUUAUAUAUAAUGUGUCAGCUACCCAUGCUUCUCCGAACUCUUGUUUAGUCUGCCACGUGGAAAGUUGGUUCUGCAUCCCAUGGCUUGCCAACAGCCUUCCAUUCAACAGAUUGCUGUUUCAGCUGUGCUGCUUCUGUCACUGGGCUAUGUUGUGCUGGUGGAUGCAAAGGAUGAGUGUCAGGUGACACCAGUCAUACAUGUGUUGCAGUACCCAGGUUGUGUGCCCAAACCUAUCCCAUCAUUUGCCUGCACUGGUCGUUGCAGCAGUUAUCUCCAGGUAUCAGGGUCCAAGAUCUGGCAGAUGGAACGCUCAUGCAUGUGUUGUCAGGAAAGUGGUGAACGUGAAGCAAAUGUCUCUCUGUUCUGCCCAAAAGCUAAAGCAGGAGAACGAAAAUUCAGGAAGGUGAGCACAAAAGCACCACUGGAAUGCAUGUGUCGGCCCUGCUCAACAGUGGAAGAGAGCGCGGUCAUCCCACAGGAAAUUGCAGGCUAUGCAGAUGAAGGUCCACUCAGCAAUCAUUUCAGGAAGUCUCUAUAGGGUUGACAUAACUUUCAAUAAACUUGUUUAAAAUCUGUUUAUUUCUGAAGACUGCGUUACUGUAAUAAACUUGUAUCACUUUUAUUCCCUCAUGCCUCAACACUUGGUAAUAUGGGGCCAUUGUACACUAUACAGUUGAAUGACACUAUGUGAAUCUAUAAGAAAAAGUUAAAAUUUAUUCCAGUGUUUCCAUUUCCUUAUCAGUUACUAAUGAUGUUAUGAGCUAUAAAACAAAUAGCAAUGUACUGGCUUGGAGAAUACAUUAUUAUUUAUGUCAAAUAUUGAAUAUGCAUGGAAUUUGCAAUAUACAAAGUUGAUAUUGGUGCUACGAGUAAGGAGCUAAAAUAUUUCUGAGGCUGAAAUUGCUACUUGAAAGUAGAACAUAUAUAAAUUGUGAGGUAUUUUUCAAACUCUGGAAGAAGUACUAUAGCAAGGAAGUAAAGAUUACAGUCUAAGAUCCAUAAACUUAUUAAUGUUUGGAUGACGGAACAAUUGCAGCAGCAAUAGAGAGAAUCUACUGCUGUACCUAUUUUAGAAAAAAGAGUGAUAAAAUUCGCUCUGAGAUGUGCAGAAUAUCAUGCGCAAUGACGCCAUCA
Zootermopsis nevadensis is the source of this 1387-nucleotide messenger RNA. RefSeq names its product Cuticle-tanning hormone bursicon. Lineage: Eukaryota; Metazoa; Arthropoda; Insecta; Blattodea; Termopsidae. Gene Ontology annotation, cellular component: extracellular region; bursicon neuropeptide hormone complex. Gene Ontology annotation, molecular function: neuropeptide hormone activity; G protein-coupled receptor binding; BMP binding. The record is from RefSeq and is a predicted model, not a curated record. Gene Ontology annotation, biological process: animal organ morphogenesis; G protein-coupled receptor signaling pathway.